AGGAGAGGCUGGCCCGAUUCGGCUCAGCCUCCCGCCUCUGUGCAUUUUGUAUCGAUACACUGCCAACUGAAUCAUAUCCCUCAUGUUGUGCUCGUCUGUCUGGCCCUCCGUGGCGCUUGCCCUGCUGGGCGUCUCCGCUUUGCCACGGUGCUGGGCGCUGCAGCUCGGGACGAACGCGAGUGCAGCUGGAAGGGAAGCGGCACAGGCAGCGGCAAGGGCGGGCGCGGGGAAUAGGAUGUGGCUGUCGACGUGGAUGGACCCCUCCAGGACCGGGUGGCUGACCAUCCCUGGAGUGACAGGGGAGCUGCCCGGGAACACGACGGCGAUCGUCACGCAUGCCGGCAAGAACGACCAAGAGUUCAUCGACAUGGCCGUGAUGCUGGCCAUCUCUUUGAAGCGCCACGUGCCUGGAUAUCCCAUGAUUGCGCUCGGGGUCCAGGGGAUGACUGCGACGAACAGGGCGACACUUACCCACGCCGGCUGGCAAGUUCUAUUGGUGGAAGACUGGGGCGGGAUCGACAGCAUGUUUUCGGACUGCGGCCACCAGUGCGCAGACAAUACUUUCCUUUAUCGUUGGCAGGAUGCAGUCGAGAAGCUCAACAUUUAACUCCAGUUCGACCGCGUCCUCUACCUAGAUGCGGACACGUAUGUCGUUAGCGAUAAGCUCAGCAGUCUGCUGAAGUCCCCCAGUUUGCCCGACGGCAACAUCGGCAUGGUUCGCGACGGAUGCCAUCAUGAAUACAACUCUGGUGUCAUGCUGUUCCAGCCAAGCGCCACGAACUUCAGACAGAUGGUGAAGAUGGUGGCAGGGGCCAUGACUGGCAACACGACGAAGAUGCACGACCAGCCGAUUAUCAACCAUGUUUACGAAGGCAGAAUCACUGAAUUGGACAAAAUCACGGUGGCGGAUAAUUGCAUGGAUCCUACAGGCAGACUGCAUAAGCACGCGUGCCACCGACCCUGCAAGGAGGUUGUGGUAUCACACUUCACCGGCUUGCCAAAGCCUGCCAGGGCGGACGUAGAUUUUCUCGACAUCGUGCGCAGGCCGCACUCUCCGACGCAGCACUGCUUCGCCACGAAUCACGGCUCGUGCAGUGCAUGGGCGAGCUACUAUUGCGACCUCCGAGCGAACAGGAAGUCGCUGACCAAGCAUCUGCGACGCUCGAUUGGUGCCACGGGCGACUGCUGCCACUCGCCGGGGCGCAAGAGCGACCCCGCCGUGUGCCGGGACGAGUGCCCGAGCCAGGUGAUGUUCGAGUCCGACCAAACCUUCCACUUCCUUGGAGUUUUCAACAAGACCAGUAUCGUUCCAGACAUCGUCAAGCAUGCAGCGCGGCCAAUCUACUCGGGCCCAAAUGGUGCACGGUGGCGGACAUGUUUUACCUCAAGCCAGCGUUGCGCUGGGUUGUGGGCCCCGAUGUGAACUCAGACCUUGGCUGGACCGUGGCGGUGGAGCGUGUGUCGUGCCCUUCGGAGACCAAGCAGUGGUGGGUAAUUGAAGAGCGGCCUGGUUCGAAGGGCUUCAGGCGCAGGAAGGUCAAUGCGACUGUACACGCUGUCAGUGACAGCUCUCGCUGACGACGUGGUGUUCGAUAGUCAGCCUCAGUCCUGAGGGUGGAUCAAGCUGGCGAGCACCGCCGAGCGUGGUACACGCAAGCGAAAGAAGCAGAGGAACGUUUGACGGGCUGUUUGCCAGAACGCGCGAGAGGAGCGCAGGACCUUCCCCCCUCCUCCCCCCGGCGGCCGCCCGGUGCCCCCCCCUAUAAUGUAACGUCCCCCCCCCCCCAGCGCGCAAGGCACUGCUGCCGUGCGCAUCGGGAUCCACAUAAUUAGGCGUCUGCAUAGGAAUCCGCGUAGGGGUCUGGUCCGCAGUCGUCGUCGUCGUCGUCGUCGUCGUCGUCGUCGUCGUCGUCGUCGUUGUCGCUCGUCGCUCGUCGCUCGUCCGCCCGUCGCUGGUCGCUCGUCGCUCAUCGUCGUCCUGUGCGCGGGCCCAUGGACGUAGCUGAAUUUAGUUGGGCGUGAAUUGUGCCUAGGCAUCGACCUAUGCCGAGGCAUCGACCUGGUGAUGCUUGGCAUCGGAGUGACGAUGCAUAGGCAUCGGUAGGACGGUGAGCAGGGUAGGCAUCACGUGUUCAAGGUACCAGAGCCAGUGGGCCGUGCCAAUCCAGGGCCGCUUUGGCAGCCCCUGGCUCACCUCGCCCCUUUGGCGCGCUGCCAGCCCUCCCCUCCCUUCAAAUCUAAGAUCGACCUCCUACUCGAAGUGUGUAGAUAGAAAAGAGCAUGCUGUCACGUGCUUACUUGCCGCGAUCUGAUCCUUGUUCGAAGGCACCGCCGAGAUGCCUCAGAAGCACAUGUCCUGAUUUAUUGCAAGCGAAUUCAGCGAAUCCUUGCAAGUCCUACGUUCUGAUUCGGCGCCGAGCGGGCUUGCCGCUCGGUGCGCGGCCUGUUUCCCGUAGCUCGCCGCUGCUCUGCACCAGCCGCGGGCGUGGAGUACUCUGAGCCCAGUGUCACAGGCCGACCAAAAAUGUACACGUUCAGGAGAG
Prorocentrum cordatum is the source of this 2543-nucleotide messenger RNA. The record is from the annotation of a GenBank genome assembly. NCBI's taxonomy places the organism in Eukaryota, Dinophyceae, Prorocentrales, Prorocentraceae.